GGACUGAGCUGGAGGAGACUAACAAAAGCAUGAAGAAGUUGGACGCCAUGACCCUCAUUAAGGAAGACAUGUCCAUCUUCGGGCACUGCCCUGCCCAUGACGACUUCUACUUGGUUGUAUGUAACCACUGCAGCCAAGUGGUGAAGCCUCAAGCUUUCCAGAAGCACUGCGAAAGAAGACAUGGGCCCCUCAGCAAGCUUUACGCCCGGGCCCCACCCCCACCUCCAGCCCCUGCCAGCUCUCAGAAAUGCCAUGUAGUGAAUGGGCAGGGCCCCGCUUGUAGGGCCCCAGGUUCCACCAAAACCUCCUCCAGGGAGAAGGGCCAGGGGUCCCGGAGCCGUGGCCACCAACCUCCUGAGAAGACCCAGAAGGACAACCUCUGCCUUUUCGUGCCUGUGGUGAAUUUGGAGAAGAUGUCCAGUCUCCCGAAGCCCGAUGGACACGGAGUCAGGGUGGCCCCGCCCUCUGCUUUCCUCAGCCAGCCAGGCAGCCUCGCCAAGGACUCCCCUGGAAAACCCCCCAUGGCGCCCCCUUCUAAAGAACUUCCUGGCAGAGAGAACAUCAAGAUAACCCCCAGCGAGGGUCCCAGUCAUCGGGUUGAAGGCAGCCCCCCUGAAAAGGAGCCUGGUGGGGCUAGGCUGCCCCCCAAAACCCACCGGAAGAUGGCUCGGAAAGAGUGCGACCUCAACAGGCAGUGUGGGGUGAUAAAUCCAGAGACCAAAAAGAUCUGCACCCGCCUACUGACGUGCAAGAUCCACUCGGUGCACCAGCGCCGGGAGGUCCAGGGCCGGGCUAAGGACUUCGAUGUGCUCGUGGCAGAGCUGAAGGCCAACUCCCGUAAAGGGGAGUCCCCCAAGGAGAAGAGCCCAGGGUGCAAGGAGCCGGCCCUUGAGCGCCCUUCCCAGGAGCCCCUUUCCUCGGCCCCCAUGGUGGCGGUGGCCGCCGCUCCCAGCAGCACCUUCUCUGCUCGGGCCAAGCAGACCUACUCAUACUGUGCACUGCCCAGGUCCCGGGCCUCCUCUGAGAGUGAAUUGGAUGAUGCAGGCCCCUGUGGUGGUGAUGGGGACCCAGGCCUGUUCCCUUUCCCCCUGCCCCGGGGUGGGGCCCAGGCCUCCAGCGAGGAGAGUGAGGAGGAGGGGACAUCUGAUGACCUCCACCUCCCCCCUGACUGCCAUUAUGCAUCCCGGCCCCCCAGGCCACAGGCGUUCUGCACCUUCGGGAGCCGGCUGGUGAGUCCAGGGUGCUACGUGUUCAGCCGCCGGCUGGACCGGUUCUGCUCAGCGCUGAGCUCCAUGCUGGAGAGGCACCUCAGCUCACACAUGUGGAAGAAGAUCCCACCGGCCGCUGAGCCUCCGUCCCAUCUUGCCAGCUCAUCGCUCUCCGCUCCCCUGAGCCCUUCCUCUACCGGCAGCUGCCCCCGCCUUCCAGGCCCACCCCCCAGACCUGCCUGCCCAGCUUCCAUACCUCCCACCAAGGACAGCCUUGUCCCCAGCUACCCUGCAGGCUCCCCCAGUGUGGCAGCCGCCUGCAGCCAGGCGGAGUGUAUGGGUGGGAGCCAGGCCAUCACCUCUCCGCUGCCUGCCAACACGCCCUCCCCAUCCUUCAGCAAGCUCCCACCUUCGAAGGCCAGCAAGUCGGCCAAAGGCAAGGCCGGGGCCGAGGUGGAGGCCCCUUCCCGCAAGCGGAAGUUAUCCCCUGGCCCCACUAGUUUCAAACGGACCUGCAUCCUGGAGCCCACUGGAAAAGGCAAACCCUCUAGCUGCCGGGGCCUCUCGGCCAAGACGAAAACAGCCCUGAACAUGGGGCUUAAUGGGACGGUGGGGCCCCGAGUGAAGCGGGCAGGGCCCCUGGACUGUCGGGGCUCUCCUCAUCAGCCUUCCACUGCGGUCAAGGCUUCUCAGCUGGACAGCCGGGGAGCGGCCGGCCACCCAGCCAAGGCCCUGCCGACCAACUGCCUCUCUGAGGAGGAGGUAGCCAAGAAGCGGAAAAACCUGGCCACUUACUGCCGGCCGGUGAAGGCCAAGCACUGCCCGGCUGGCCCCCCUGCUGAUGGGGCCUGCUCCGUGCGCCGCAAGAAGCCAGGUCCAGCCCUGGCCUUUGAGGAGAAGUGUUCUGCACUGAAGGAACUGGAGCUACCUCUGUCCCCUGAAGGAAAGGAAGUUGGACUCCAUGAGCUCUGAGAAGAAAGGUUUGGGCUGUGGUGUUGAGCUCGGGUCCCUGGGCUGUGGGCCUAACGCUCUGUGCAGCAGCGUGGGCCGGCCAGUCUUGCUCAUUGGCUUUGUCCCUGGGCAUCAGGGCAUUGAAGGGCAGGGACCCAACCCAAAGUGCAUAAAUGCGUGCAUGCCCACCUUGCACAGGUCCCCACUUCUAGGUGUUUGGGUGCCAGGCAAGUUCUCCAGCAUUUUUGGUAAAGCCAGCAGUCAGAUUUGGGGGCCUCUGUUGAUGGUGGCCUGGAGCAGUAGGCUAAGAGUGGUCCGUGAGGUCUUAGCCCAGAGGCUGUUACGGGGGGGCAGGCAGGGGGGAUGCACCCCUGGGUUAGGCAUGGGCUGCAGGCCUACCUGCACCUCUGGUGCCCAUAUGAGAACAGUGGGUGUGACCGCCGCCCAGGGCCUGAGCGUGCAUAUGUGCGUGAGUGCUUGCUAGGCCGCCCCUGCGAGGCCGGCUUUCGUCUGCCCCCUUGCCCAGCUUUGCUUACUAGGCCGGCAGGACGAAAUCAAGCCUCAGCUCUUGGGGUCCACACAGUUCGCUAGGGAGGUGGACUGGCCCCCCAGCCUGACCCUGUCUCUUGCCUCUUGUCUUCCUGCAGUCAAAAGCCCAUUAACAAGAAAGUGCCUGCCCACUUCGAUGGAGCCGCCAGCACCUCCUCCCCUCCAGAUCCAGGCCCCCAGGCUGCUGCCGCUUUUUAUAACUUUAUAUUAUUUUUUUUAAGAAAAAAAUCUUUAAAAUACCUCAAGACUGUCUCCCUGUUCUGUUGCUGCUAAGGAAAUGUAAAGACAGAAACAUAGAAAAGGAAGGAAGCAAAAGCAUGUAACAAAAUGAGUGUCCUUACUGUCCCCAACUGUCCCCCAGGAGAUGGAGAUGAUAGACAGCCCGACUCCAGAUCCCUUUCCUUGUCCCUUGAAACACUGUGGAAAUGGCUGGGAUUUGUAUAACUGGAGAGUCGUCUUUCCAGACAGGGCGAUGAGGCAUGGCUGUCAGUGAGCAGUGCUUCCCCAGAAUCUCGACUCCAGAGCAGACUCCAGUCCCUGUGGGAAGGGAGCUUC
Artibeus jamaicensis (Jamaican fruit-eating bat) is the source of this 3263-nucleotide messenger RNA. It is a transcript of the gene ATXN7L2, whose product is annotated as ataxin 7 like 2. The record is from RefSeq and is a predicted model, not a curated record. Lineage: Eukaryota; Metazoa; Chordata; Mammalia; Chiroptera; Phyllostomidae. The transcript is spliced from 10 exons. Bases 30 to 2180 code for a protein of 716 amino acids.